AUGGCUACCUCCUUCCAACCCAAUGUGCACUACACCUUUGGCUCUCCCCUCUCCCCUAACUCACUAUUUGGCCCUCGCCGCGUGUCAAGCAUCCUAGAACACAACAAUGGGCCUAACGGACCUAUUCAGUCUCCUCCAUCCAGAAGAAGCUCGAGGAAGUCGAGUUCUGGAGAGGUUUCGCAACUUGCGAAUGUUGUUGAUUCCCUCACUCGUCAAACUACGGAUGGAAUGGAUGCUGUUCUCUCAACAAAGCUCAUGAAUGCCACUUACCCAGUCCUCUUGGACUUCAUUCGCACUGAACGAAUGAGUAAGCUACCCCCCGAAGGAAGUAGUUACGAUAGGGUCCUGGUAUGGGCGUCCUUGUUCGUGGAACGCCUCCAUUCCUUCGAAUUAGCUAUCGAGGAAUUUGCCGGAGAUAGUCCCAUGGCUGCACAGCUCGCUUAUGGGCAUUGUGCAGUUUUGCUGGAGCUUGGAGAAGAAAAUGCUUCGGCACUUAUGCUCCUGUUUGGAUUCUUUUGCAGUUGCUCAACGAGCCUGGUGAAUCUUCUGGACCGCGUCGAGUUGUUCUCCGUUUCCCAGGAUAUCAAGGACCAGCUCGUACUCGCGUUGGCCGACCUGGUCACCUUGGUAGUAUCCGUUGCGACCCACUUCCAUAAGUCAAUCAAGACCCUUACCUCGGAAACUGUGUCUAUUGAUAUAUAUGGCACAUUCCCUGGUCCAAUCGAAAGCUUUCGCAAUCGCUGCCAGCAUGUUUCGGAGUCGAUGUGGAGACAUCAACUCACUCGCGAAGGCCUUGGGGGAGAUAAAGUGUCCAACGUAAAAUCUAUCCAACACUGGCUCGAACCUGAAGACCCUGUUCUUGCCAACAUGGUGGAUUCCAUGGCACACCUCGCUCAGGAACGAGAGGAACUAACUUGCCUCUGGUUGACGCCCUAUUUGACUCGAUUUAUGAAGGGCGAUCAAAGGAAACUUGCGAUCAGUGGCAAGACCGGAUCCGGCAAGACCAUAGCCUCCUCCGUCAUUGCCGAUAACCUGCAGUAUCCUAUUGGAGGAGUCAGAUAUACGUCAGUUUACGUGCCAAUCAAUGGACGUGUUUCUGCAAGAACAUCAUCACGCGCGAUUGUCGAAACUAUUCUCCUCCAGAUAUUCAAUAAGCGUAUCGGAAAUGUUCGUCUUUAUCAGAUUCUUGCGGAAGCGCAUGAACGUUGUCAGAAGACGACGGAUGAAGAGACAUACGACAAUAUUCUCUGGACCGCUCUUGGUCAUGCCCUUGAAUCAAGCCUGAAAGGUGCCAAAGAUCUGGUACUCGUUAUUGACGGCUUGGAUGAAGCGUCCUGUGGGGAGCAAGUCCUGUCUCAGCGCCUGAACGAGGCCACAGCAAGCAAUGUCAAGCUUAUUACACUCGGCUCCCAGCAGCACACUACAACUCCGGAUCAAACUGGCCUUCGCGUCACGCCAGACCUUGUUUUUGACGAUGUGGCGGCAGUGGUCCGGAGUGUGCUCCGACGCAGUCAUGCUUUCACGCAAAUGUCAGAGGCCAAGCAAGAAAUUGGUGUGAACCGAAUCACUCAAGCUGCCGAUGGUUCAUUCCUGUGGGCGAAGCUUGUCGCCAAACGGGUGGUUGGAGAGAGCCCCCACAAUGCGCAGGCUUUUUCGAAGGCUGUAGAAAGCCUUUCCAAGCCGGGACAGACUAUCACAGAUCUUGUAUCUCCCAGCCUGUCGUCUAAGACGUUGAGCGAGGAUGGAAGGAACGUUCUGGGCUGGCUCGCUUCUGCUGCUCGUCCUCUUUCCCAAGAAGAGCUCUCAUCCCUUCUGGCCAUUCAAGUUGACAAGGGCAUCAUUAGAGAACAGAGCACGGACAUGUCUCAGAUCCUCAAACCUGUCAGCUCAUUGGUGUUCUUCCAAAACGAUCUUGUGUAUCUGCGACACGCCGAAAUCAAAGCGGCUAUUGUAGAGGUUCUGGCUCAUGGCAAACCCUCGCAGGGCGUGAAAGAUCGAAACCUUGACUUGGCGCAACGGUUGCUGGUGUAUACCAAGAAUCAGGUCACCAGGAACCAGGAGCCGUCUUUGGCCUCUUUGGAUUCUCAUCUCACUCGAGGUCUGCUGGAAAAGCAUCCCUUGCUUGAUUUCGCCUUGCGCUACUGGAUUGACCUCACGAAGAAUGCUCUUACUUGCAACACCGAGAGCGAGAUCACAAGUGCAGCAAAAGAACUUCGUAAUGUUAUUCCUACUUGCACGGCUAUUCCUCUGUUGGAGACGACGGUCUGGGAGACGAAACCAACGCCAGUCCUGAUGUCCUUGCAUGACGUUCAAACUCGCCUGUAUCAGCACAUUCUCACCCCAAACCAUCCCACCACCCUGCAAGCGAUCUUGUGUCAGGCUCUCUUCUACCGAGACAUCUAUGAAUCCGCUCCGUCCAAAACCACCUGGCUCUUCUACUAUGCCACCAAGAUCAGUCAAGAUGUUCUGUCGGUCAGCCACCUCGUCACAAUGCAGAUUGCUAAAAGCUUUCUGGACAUUACCGCGGAGCAAAUAACAGACUCGAAAACAGAGAUCAUGGUCAAGCGUGUGGAGAUCAUCCAGGUCCUGGUUGAGUGCUACAAGAUCCAUUAUGGAUCCACGAGUGAAAUCACUCUCACCACGAUGAAUGAGUUAGCAGAGCACUACCAGCUCAUCAAGGACGAGAAGAAAGCGCAGGAGAUCACCAAGGAGGUCCAAAAAGCUUCCACCGUGGCCGACUCCCACUGGAGCGCCUCCCGACAGUCCGACGACUCUCUGCGUGUGCAUCUGCACGGUCGCCAUGCCAAGCACACUGUCACGGGCGUAGCGCUUGAUUUGAAUGACAUAGAAGAGGAUGAGUUGAUCGAAUCCUCUGCUCAGUAUGACCUCAAAUCUCGGAUCGCCCAUGCGGAGAGGCAGGUUUCGGAAGGCAAUGUUCCAGCCGCUGAGCGCACAUACGUCGAAACAUGGCAGCAAACCAGUGCUCAGUAUCGACGACAUCGCUCUGCCGAAUGGGAGCUGAAGAAUGCCCAGGCGGUGCUGGCAUUUUCCAAAUUCUUGCAGUCUCAGGGCAGGAGCAACGAAGUUGCGUCUGUUCUUUCGGGAUUCUGGCAGGAAUAUGACCGAACCACAUCGAACUCAGAGGCCGUGGUCUCGCAGUUUGUCGAGGUCGCAAAAGUCAUGAAGUCGGUCGGCCUGUCCGUGUUGGCUCUUGAUGUCUUCAAGAGCUGUUCCCAGUUCUACCGGAGCUCCGGCAACUAUCAGAAUGCCACCUACAAGAGCAUCCAACAGAACAUUCAGUCCACAUCCAAGGAUGUGAUGCAGCUGGCAGGUUCGUCCAAGUCAACAAUUUCCGAGAGGACCUUAAAAGAGAUUGUCUACAGCGAUUCAUUUGAUCAAUCGUCCGUAUCGGCGGCCAACACCCUUGUUGAGACCUAUAUUUCUCAGCACAGAUGGCACGAUGCUACCAAGACUUUGAAAAAGGUGCUACAGGUCAUCUGGCCGGCAUUCUUUGCCCCGUCUCUGCAGGAUGUCGUACUGCCGGCUUCCCAGGUUGAUCAUUGCGUCGCGCUAGCAGAACGAUUGGGCGACUGCUAUCGUUCCAGACGGCGACCCGCAAAGGAGGAAGACAGCCGACAUCGGCUUUACCACGCGGUGCGACACGACCGUCAACCGGGCGAUAAGAUGCUUGACCGGACGACGACCGCCCUGCUCCGCGUUUAUGAGCGUACUUCUCAGGCGGAGAAGCAGAUCGAGCUACACAAAGAAUUGCUAGAUGACUAUACCAAAAGCUACGGCGGUGAUCAUCCGACAGUCAUCAAGAAGCUCUGGACCUUGGCGGAGCUUAGCCCCAGCCCGACUUCCGUUGAGUACUACCGACGCAUUGUGCAAGCACUCAAUAAGGACUCAGAUACAUGUCACCCAGAUGCUUUCGAACCCCUCCUUCUAGUGUCCAACGAACUCUGGAACCACGGGCGGUAUACGGAAGCAGUGCCGCACUUUAAGGUCAUGUUCAGUGCCCUACGCAAUUCCAAGAUUAGCCCGAAGCUUCAUGAUCAGGUCUUUGUGCGGACCAUGUUCAGUCGCUACGUCCAAUGUCUACGUGCGACUCAAGCCAAUUCCAGCGUCCUCCAUGAUGUUGCUUCACAGUAUCAUCAUGCCUGUAGGUCUUUGUUUGGCUCGUCGGCAUCCAUUAGCGUUCAGGCAACCAUGACAUUCGCCAAUAUUUGUCAAGAGUCCAAGCGAUACGAGACUGAGGCCGUUCGUCUUUACGAAGAGCUUCUCCAGAUCAAAUCUGAUGAAGUGGAUCACCACGAUGUCAGAGCCACAUUGGAAGCGAUUUACGAGGAACAGGCGGCCGCUGUAGCCACGAAAGCCGAGACCGUCAGCUCUGAGCAGAUGGCUCGGGUGGUCUCUAUCCGAAACAGACGUCUGUCAUCGGUUCGUUCGAACUACGGGUGGGCCCAUGAAGAAUCCCUUUCUGAGAUGCAGGAUUUGGUUUCUCUCUAUUCCAAGAGAGGGCAAUCUCAGGCAGUCCUUUCAUUGCUCCGUGAGGGUACUGUGCAGACACUGUCUACCGAGAAGUCAUCAACCAGAUUGACAGACGCGGCAAAGAGCAUUGCGUCCAGCUAUAUCGCCUCGGGUCAGGUUCAACAGGCACGGGAGCUCACUCAGGAGCUGUACCGGCAGAUCAUUGCCAAAGAUACGAGCAACGCCAGGUCUGUGAGCUUCGACUUGUCGUCCAAGCAACGCGAGAGCCUUGUGUUCCUCGCUCAGAUGGAAUAUAGCCUGCGUGAUGAUUCUUCGGUCACGUUCAACGAGAUAUUUUCGUCCCUGGCUACAGAGUAUCUCUACUACGAACAAUUCCGCACUGAGUUGUCUUCCAAGUCCAGCACCGUUCAAAGCGUGGUCACCUGUGGAUCUCGCCUCUACGGAUUUCUUCUAUCCCGAGGCCGUCAGUGGAGCGCGUCCCGAGUUGUUGACCAAUGCACCGCAUACUUCCUGUCCACCGAGGGCAAGAGUUACGCCACUGCGACGCAGGCGAACGCCUUCAUAACCACUUUGCUGACCUAUUUCACUACGCGUUGGUCAUAUGACUUCCUCCGCUCCGUCGCCAUCGCCAGCUAUGAGCAGGUCAUCCAGCUUCUCUUCAAGCAGCAAUACCAAGCAGCCUGCGACGAAGCACUCACUGCAUUCCACUACCUCCAAUCCCACGAUGGCUUCGCCUCCACCACGAUGAUGAAGCUCGGCUUCAAGCUUGGUCUAGCCAUCUCCGGUCGCGACAUCUCAUCGUCCCUCGACCGCUCAACCCAGCAAACCAUGCUCAACAGCUCGUCGACCAUCAUGCACGAGAUCAUGUCUCUGUUCAAGGCCCGGCAGAUCGACCUGACACAACUCGACCUGACCAACCUCAACAACCUCAUCGGCCUGCUCGACGACCAACACGACUACCAGAACCUCGCUUGGGUGCUCACCUCUCUCUGGAACAACCGCGACACCCACAGCACCUCCCAGCCGAAGUAUGUCCUUGCUCUCGGCCGCAUGUUGAUCAUCACCCGCUACCUGGUCGGCGAUUACUCCGGCGCAAUCCGCCUCGCGGAAGACAUCGUCUACAACUGCGCCCGAGUCCACGGCCCCCGCCACCCGGCGACCAUCGAAAUGACCGUCCUCCUAUCCCAGAUGUACACCAGCGUGGCACAGGGCUACCAAGGCCACAAGGAGAGCCGCGAGAUGGCCUUCCGCUACUACAAGAAAGCCGCAUCGCUGCAUGAAAACGCUCUCCGAGUGUUCGUCGACCCAACCAUCUCCGCUGACCUAGACGAGGGGUUCGAGUCGGGAUUCGCGUCCCCCGGUCGCUCUCCAAGCCCCGGCAGCGAAGACGACGAGGGCAAAUACGUGCGCCAGCAUCUGCACCUGUUGAAGUUGGCCGUGGAGCGACUGGGCGAGUGGCCGAAGGAGUACUCGGAGUAUGAGCGGCUGAGCUCGGACGUGUUCAAGGCGUAUAAGCAGGAUCUAGACGGCGUGGAGGGCGUGGAGAAGUGGAAUUUGAAGAAUUUCGGGUCCGGGCGCGCUGAGGCCGCGGAUGAUUUGAUCAUGGCGAAUAGUACCGGCGCCAGCAGAGGUGUUCCGUCGUAUCAGGAGCAGCAUGCCAUUGCUGUUUGA
This is a messenger RNA of Aspergillus affinis, 6162 nucleotides long. RefSeq lists its product as uncharacterized. The transcript has 4 exons. Lineage: Eukaryota; Fungi; Ascomycota; Eurotiomycetes; Eurotiales; Aspergillaceae. Bases 1 to 6162 code for a protein of 2053 amino acids. The record is from RefSeq and is a predicted model, not a curated record. Gene Ontology annotation, molecular function: protein binding.